AUGGAUGACGAUGGGGCGAGCGAAACAUAUCCAGAGAUUGACAGUGUGUCAGCCUCAGUAUUAAAAGCUGCUGGUGUGAAGAUGACCAUGUUGCCCAGCCUCACUAAGGAGGAUUUGCGAGACCUGUUUCCUGGACCAGAAAACUUUUUAAGAAGAAGACACAUUUGGCAACUUGUUCAUGGUGAUGUGGAGAGCAGCCAGGAGACAUGCACCGAAGAGAGUGAUGAACCUUUCUCCUCCCCUACUUCAGUCUCUUCACCUGCCUCAUCAGUCGCCUCGUCCUCUGCCUCCACUGUGAUCCUAGAGAAGUCAACUCCAUCUACUUCCCAAGAGGAUCUCUUGAGUGAGAGCCCACAGAGCCAAGCAAGACACUAUAAAACUCUACAGGAUAUGUACAAAACUAAGAACAAACCAAACAAGGAAGAUGUAUCUCAGCUGUUGGAACUGGAGUUCCAAUCUAGACGGGCUUUCAUUGACUCUGAUGUGAUGAAGGAACAGGACAGGCCUACGAAGAUACUGCAGGCUUAUCCAUGUUUUAAAGAACUUAGCCAUAUCAUCGAUGAACUUCACCGAAUCCUUGCAAGAGGAAACCCCUUCUUCACAAUGGAGCUGAAGAAACGUUGGCUGAGAUUUUUUAACCAGGCGCAGUUUUAUGGGGUGUUCAAAAAAUUCAUAGGGCCACCAUUGCAGGACCAAGAGGGAGAAUUUGUUAAAGAGUGCUUGGUGGACUCUGCUGCGCUAAUAUGCCCGGAGAAAAAAGGAGCAUUUGAACAAGUACCGCUGUCCAGGCGAACGGUGACAAGGAGGGUCGAGGACAUGGCGGGGAAGAAUCUGGAGCUUCAACUGCAACAUGAAGUGGCACGUUUUGACCUCUUCUCUUUGGCUUUGGACGAGAGCUGUGAUGUCCGAGACACGGCCCAGCUACUCGUAUUUGUUCGUGGGAUAACCGGCUUCAAGAUCACAAAGGAGCUGGCAGCAGUGCGGCCGAUGAAAGGGACCACAACAGGGGCUGAUCUGUUCAGGGAGCGGUCCGCCAACGACGGACCCGACCACGUUGCGCGCGACCCCAACCAAACAACGGGACCGCACACAACUACAGCCAACCAACAACACAACAUUAGACACAUCGACCACUUUGACCCCAGACUCGACCCACCUAUGAGCCAGGCGACGUACCACGUGACAGACCGCUCGCGGGUCCCCGGCGACCUCUCCGUCUAUGAGAGACAACCCCCGCCCGGACCCGCCGCAAUGCAUCGAGACGUAAAAUACGAGACGCAUGGCUACCAGACCCAUACACACGGACUGUCCAUGGACCGCGGCGAACAACGGCCGACGGCCCGCCAUGGGGACGGUCGAGACCCGCUCGGACCAUCCGACCGGGACUUUGACCGCAUAGCUAGACACAUAAACCGCUUUGACCCCCGGCCCGGCAUGCCUACAAACACCCGGUCAUACCUCCGCGUCGUCGACUUCCACGCCGACCGCAUACCACACGCAUCUCAAGAUGACAAAAUAUUCUUGAUUAGACUCACGUCCAAUGGAGAGGUGAAUGACUUCAUCGAAAGGCAACCAAAGGCUAUAAAACAAGACUACAAUGGGCUCUGCAAAGCCAUCCUAGCAGAAUACUCAGACUACGGCGCCUCCGGGACCCUCACGGCAGCCAUGGCAGUCAAACAAGCUCACAACGAACUUGCGGAAUGCUACUACCACAGGUUGAGACAGGCCUACUUCGGCAACCGAAACUACGAAGGGAUGGAGGAAGAUACAAAUUUCAGGGCCCUCGUGGAAAACCACAUGGAACUCGAGGGCGCACCAACGGCCCAAAAACACAAAUGGGAAACUGACCGCGGACCUCAAAGGAAUAACCAGAGACACGCGGACCCGAAGAACGGACAGCCACGCGACCAGAAACUCCCGCAAUACGGCGAGAGACGCGCCGGCCAGGCCGACGGGAAAGACCGCGCGCCACAACGGUCCCACCAAGACCGCACUGCUACAACCAUAAAUAAGAGCAACCUUUCCAGAGAGGAACAAUCCCUCCUCCGCACGCUCCUGUGCAAAGCCAGAGAGAAGAAGACAGACAGCGCCGACGUUUUCGCAGUGUCCGUGUCGGAUGACGCCGAGGACGCUCCCUACCAGAUGGACGACGACCUCAGCGAACAGGAGCCGGAUGACGACUACUCCGACCCAAACGCACAAAAUGAGGACAUCCGCUACGACCAGAGGGAGGUCAUGGUAAUACAGGUAAACUCCAUCACAGACCCACAAGGGGAUGGCCCCUCGACAACCAACUGCGAACCACCGUUCCACCAAUUCAUCGGCGAUCUACAACAAAAAGACACAGCUGCCAAUAUCAGCCUGAUUGGCGACGAUCUCUUCGGUAAGUUACAGUCCCUGGCCAGUAAAUCCCACAGAGACCUAAAAACACAGCCGUGCGACUUAGAAAUACGACCCUAUUCCCAGGAAGACACGACCAUACGUAAAUUGGCUCUAAUGCGACUGACCGUGGGCCCCAUUACGCUGGUCCACCCGGUCUACAUCUCUCCAGUCAACGCGCACCCGCUCCUACUGGGCCAGGACCUUCUAAAUCGGUUUAAGCCCCUAAUAGACUUCCAACGUCUGAAGAUCUGGGUACAGGUCCGGGAGCCCUUGCCCAUUCCGCGCCCGUUGGGCGAAAACCACUGCUACUUCAUAGACGCGCCACCCGCGAACGGCCCACAGCCCGCCGCGGCACAAACCGAAACCGGUCAACGGACGCCCACAACCUGCGCGAACGCCGCGCCCACACGCAUGGCCCCCGACCUUGACAGUGAUGAGAACGUGAAACUCCCCCGGCUCCUGGGGGCAAACCAAUACAGGACCGACCCGCAGGACCACCUGGAACAGACGUUCGCAUUUACACAAAAGAAACUGGGAGACAGCGCCGAAGGACGCAAAGCCUACUACGAUCAAAAGGCGUCUCGCAACGAGCUCCAGGUCGAAAACCAGCAACUGGACUUGGCCUUCAUGCACUCAGCCUUCACCCCGCUGCUCUACUGCACUCUCGAGGGUGCUUAG
Knipowitschia caucasica is the source of this 3060-nucleotide messenger RNA. The record is from the annotation of a GenBank genome assembly. Lineage: Eukaryota; Metazoa; Chordata; Actinopteri; Gobiiformes; Gobiidae.